Molecule: messenger RNA, 312 nt
Organism: Talaromyces atroroseus
Lineage: Eukaryota; Fungi; Ascomycota; Eurotiomycetes; Eurotiales; Trichocomaceae
Exons: 3
Coding region: 1-312 (103 amino acids)
Biological process (GO): mitochondrial respiratory chain complex I assembly
Source: RefSeq, a predicted model, not a curated record
AUGGCUUCUGGUUUCGGUCUCAAUGGCGGCCCCUCGCGCUGCUUCGCCUUUUGGCAGGAACUCCUCGGAUGCUACGUUGUGAAUGGAUCAGAUGGCGUGGAAGGGAAGAAGAAGUGCCUUGCAGCUUUCGAAGAUUACUCCGAGUGCCUGCACCACAGCAAAGAGAUUAUUCGAACGAAGCGACUUCAAGCAGCCUACCGCAAAGCAGAGGCUACCUUCCCUAGAGAAAACGCACCAAAAGCCGAGGAUAUCCGGAAUCUAGGAUUGCUGGGCAAAGAGAGCGAGUCGGCGAAAGUUUUGGGCUUGCAGUAG